UACCGUACAGAGAGUCGGAAGGAAAGAGUAAAGCGAGCGUUUCACAAAUUCUCUUUUGCAGCCGCCAAUUGAUUUUUUCGCUUUUGAUAAAAUCCUCAAAGGAAAGAAACCCGACUUCUAUUUGCAUUCUUUUUCUCAUAUAUUCAUCGAAACUUAGAAACUGUGUUUGCUAGUCACCGCAAGAAAGCUACUGCUAAGCCAUGGCCAAGAGCUCCUUCAAGUUGGAACACCCCCUCGAAAGGAGGCACGCAGAAUCAGCUCGUAUUAGGGAGAAAUAUCCUGAUAGAAUACCAGUUAUCGUGGAGAGGGCUGAAAGAAGUGACAUACCCAACAUUGACAAAAAGAAAUAUCUGGUUCCUUCUGAUCUGACUGUUGGCCAGUUUGUUUAUGUGGUCCGCAAGAGAAUAAAGCUCAGUGCUGAGAAGGCUAUAUUCAUCUUUGUCAAGAACAUUUUGCCGCCCACUGCUGCCAUGAUGUCUGCAAUUUAUGAGGAAAACAAAGACGAGGAUGGCUUCCUCUACAUGACUUAUAGUGGGGAGAACACAUUUGGAGAAUCAUUCUGAACUGCACACUGAAGAGUGUGAAAAGACAAUGAACAAAUGUAAAUUCUGUCUUUCUGUUCUUACCACGGGGCAUCCAUGUUGAAACUUGCUAUGAUGCUGGCCGUUCUUAAGAUUUG
Hevea brasiliensis (rubber tree) is the source of this 679-nucleotide messenger RNA. RefSeq names its product autophagy-related protein 8C-like. The transcript has 5 exons. Gene Ontology annotation, biological process: cellular response to nitrogen starvation. Lineage: Eukaryota; Viridiplantae; Streptophyta; Magnoliopsida; Malpighiales; Euphorbiaceae. The record is from RefSeq and is a predicted model, not a curated record. The coding region runs from base 201 to 563 and encodes 120 amino acids.